AUGUCUCCGGCGCCCAGCGGCGGCAAGCGCGGGAGGGUCCCUGACCCGGAGGAGGACGUCUACGUCGACAACCUCCACUCCCACAAGCUCUACCUCACCGAGAUAAUGGCAUCCAGCAUGAAUGGCUUGUCCGUUGGAGAUUCAGCUCCUGACAAUAUCAUGGGGUCCCCAAUGAGACUGGAGAAUGCUUAUUGCAUUAGGUAUUCAUACCUUAAUUCUCUAUACAUCCUUGUUAUCUAA
Molecule: messenger RNA, 240 nt
Organism: Miscanthus lutarioriparius
Lineage: Eukaryota; Viridiplantae; Streptophyta; Magnoliopsida; Poales; Poaceae
Source: the annotation of a GenBank genome assembly